UCUCUUCCAAACUACACUUUGUCCUAAGCUUGCUACUACAAUCUCUCUCUCUCUCUCUCUCUCUUCCUUAAUUCUCAUUCUCUUUGUUGAAGUUAUCUUUCUGGCACAAAAAUGGGAACAGGAAGUUCUCCUUGUGCUUCUUGCAAGUUGUUAAGGCGUCGUUGCGCCAAAGACUGCAUCUUUGCCCCUUACUUUCCUCCUGAUGAUCCCCACAAGUUUGCCAUUGUUCACAAGGUUUUUGGUGCUAGCAAUAUUAGCAAGAUGUUGCAGGAACUUCCAAUACAGCAAAGAGCAGAUGCAGUAAGCAGUUUGGUGUAUGAAGCAAAUGCAAGAGUACGAGAUCCUGUUUAUGGAUGUGUAGGUGCCAUUUCAUUUCUACAGAAUCAAGUUUCUCAGUUACAAAUGCAGUUGGCUGUAGCUCAAGCAGAAAUAUUGUGCAUCCAAAUGCAACAAGAACCUGUUCCUUGCAGUUUACCAACAACUUUAAUGGAACAAGAAUUAGAUAAAUCACCCUAUGGAAUAAGUAAUAAUAAUAACAAUAACUUCAAUAAUAAUCUUCAGCAAUAUCUCAGCUUUGCUUCCUCUAGCAGUUCUAUAAUGCAAGAUCCUGUAAAGAGAGAGUCUCUCUGGACAUAAAAAACUAAAUUAGCCAGCUUGUUUAAUUACUUAAUUUGGUUGUCUUGUUAAUGUAGCUAGUGGUAUUAGAUGUUUUGAAGUAGUACUUGUUAACUAAUGAAAUGAUUCCGUCACUUUCAUUUUAUAUGACACUAGU
Molecule: messenger RNA, 772 nt
Organism: Solanum lycopersicum (tomato)
Lineage: Eukaryota; Viridiplantae; Streptophyta; Magnoliopsida; Solanales; Solanaceae
Product: LOB domain-containing protein 12
Source: RefSeq, a predicted model, not a curated record